Messenger RNA from Zerene cesonia (dogface butterfly), 864 nucleotides. RefSeq names its product histidine-rich glycoprotein-like. The transcript has a single exon. The coding region runs from base 26 to 799 and encodes 257 amino acids. The record is from RefSeq and is a predicted model, not a curated record. NCBI's taxonomy places the organism in Eukaryota, Metazoa, Arthropoda, Insecta, Lepidoptera, Pieridae.
CUGGACCACGUAAUAGUGAUCAAAUAUGAGGUUACUCACUUUGUUAGGUUUGUUAAUAUUCUGUAUUGUGGUUUUUACUGAUGCACGAAGAAUAAAAUCUUUAAAAAAUGAAGAAGAAAGUGUAAAAGAUCAAGUGGACGCGGCAAGCGAACAUAAAAAAGAAGAAAAACCGCAAAGUCAUGAAUACAAAAGAGGAGGUGGAAAAGACGACCACGCAGAACAUCACGAUGAUCAUAGCGAAAAAGGUCACAAAGGGUACAAAGGUCACCAUCACCACGAAGAAGGUAAAAAGGGUCACCAUGAUAAAGAACACCACAAAGGAGAGUACGAUGAUCAUGGAGCUACUGAAAAAGAACACCACCAUAAGGAUGGCCACUACGACGAGCAUCAUAAAGGGGAAAAGGGCGAGAAAGGCCACAAAUAUGAAGAAAAAGGACAUUAUAAUAAAGGUCAUUCUACUAAAGGUCACCAUGAAAUUCAUAAACUCGAUGAAUUUAAGAAGGACAAACACUUCUUUGAUGAAGAAGGGGAUUCAAGCCACGAGGAAAAACACGGUGGAUUUCAUGAGGAACAUGGACAUAAAAAAGGUGGACAUUACCAUAAAGGGCAUCAUCAUGGUGAUCACCAUGAACAUGAGCACGGUGAAAAGGGACAUCACGAAAAAGGGGGUCAUCACCACGUGCACAAAGCCCACAAGGAAUCGGCUGGUCAUGAUGAGCAUCAUCACCAUCACGACGACCAUGCUAAGAAAGGUGCUCACGAUCAUCAUAAAAAAUGGGGGUACAAGAAAGAGCAUUGAGACACUAAACGAUAAAGCAAAGUUAAACGAAUUAAAUUAUGGAUUUUCAUGGCUCAUGACUAUGA